AAUGCACAAACAAUAAAACUUGAAUGUUAUGUCCCUUUCUCUCCUCAGCAGAACAAUAUAAAUGCAAAAAGCAGCUCCUCUGCCCAGCUGGCUACUGAAGAUCGGAGGUCUGGUCCAGAACAUCGAUUGGCCCACCGACCUGCCUCCCUCCCCUGGGCACAAGGCAGCAACGUACACAGGGACGGUCCUGGAGCUUUCCUCCUAGAUCUGCACAACUUCCCCGACCUCUCCAAAGCUGAUAUCAAUGGACAGAAUCCCAACAUACAGGUGACCAUUGAAGUGGUGGACGGACUGGAGAGUCAUGAGCCAGAAAAAGGCCUACGUAAAGAGAGCAAACCCAACUGGGCUUCUCCAAACUGGAGAAACUGGUGGCCUCACACUUCUUCAUCCUCCUCCUCCUCCUCCACCACUCAAACAGAAGAGCACGAUCGCACCUACGGGAGCAACAGCGAGGACAGCAACUUCCUCCGGCCGCCGGCAGACUGGGACAGGAGGGGAGGCACCGGGGGAGGCAGCAAAGCUCAGACUGAAUAUGACUAUAUGGACGGAGAGGGGGACUGGAGUAACUGGACAGCGUGCAGCGUCACCUGUGGAAACGGCAACCAGAAGAGAACCAGGUCAUGUGGUUACGCCUGUACAGCCACCGAGUCCAGAACUUGUGAUAUGCCCAACUGCCCAGGUAUUGAGGAUGCCUUCAAGACAGCAGCUACUGAAGUGAGCCUGUUAGCUGGAACAGAUGAGUUCAAUGCCACUGAGCUCUUUGGUGUUGAUACAGACAGCUGCGAGCGGUGGAUGAACUGCAAGAGCGACUUCUUAAAGAAGUACAUGACCAAAGUGGCGAACGACCUUCCCAGCUGCCCUUGCUCUUACCCAACAGAGGUGGCGUACAGUACGGCAGAUGUACACGACGCUCCCACGCGCCGGGAUUUCCGUUGGAAAGACGCCAGCGGGCCAAAAGAGAAACUGG
Messenger RNA from Epinephelus moara (kelp grouper), 967 nucleotides. It is a transcript of the gene ism1, whose product is annotated as isthmin 1. The record is from RefSeq and is a predicted model, not a curated record. The annotation marks the transcript as partial. Gene Ontology annotation, biological process: negative regulation of angiogenesis. The transcript has 5 exons. NCBI's taxonomy places the organism in Eukaryota, Metazoa, Chordata, Actinopteri, Perciformes, Serranidae.